This is a messenger RNA of Wickerhamiella sorbophila, 1407 nucleotides long. Its product is annotated as Vacuolar protein-sorting-associated protein 36. Gene Ontology annotation, biological process: protein transport to vacuole involved in ubiquitin-dependent protein catabolic process via the multivesicular body sorting pathway. Gene Ontology annotation, cellular component: ESCRT II complex; late endosome membrane. Bases 1 to 1407 code for a protein of 468 amino acids. The record is from RefSeq and is a predicted model, not a curated record. The transcript has a single exon. NCBI's taxonomy places the organism in Eukaryota, Fungi, Ascomycota, Dipodascomycetes, Dipodascales, Trichomonascaceae. Gene Ontology annotation, molecular function: ubiquitin binding; phosphatidylinositol-3-phosphate binding.
AUGUGGCGGAGGAUUAGCUUGACUAUAUCUAAAACCCCCACUCUUCAAGACAAUGAAAAGCUGCGGGCAUCCGAGCAGAAUGUCUGUUUGUACAAGGGCAACCAGGGGUCCAAGUACAAGAAAGGCUGGAUAUAUCUGACCGACCACCGGCUCUGUUAUGUUGACGACGACCGGCCCGAGGACUACUCGAUUGGGCUAGACUUGAGUCAAAUUGAAUCUACAGAAUACACCGCAAAGUUUGUGCGGUCCAGCGGCAAAAUCACCCUGGCGCUACGCCAUGAUCAGGCAGUGGAGGAAGCGACAGUUGACAGCACCUGGGUAUGCCCAAUUUGCACGUUUUCUAACCAAUUGUCAAAAGGAUUCGUUUUUGGCCGCAGUGCAUUGCCGACAUGUUUGAAUUGCGGCGUUUUAGCUUCGCUCGAAGCUAUACAGGCUAGUUCGAUAAGCCAGCCCAGCCCGGCCGCUAUCGAUUCUCAGUCAAAAGAGACGGUGUGUCCGCGAUGUACAUUUUCAAACCACCCGUCAUUGGUGGAGUGUGAAAUGUGUGGGUUCUUGUUGAAAGCAAAAACGGAAACAAAAGUAUCGCUGGGUGAAACCGUGAAACUCAGUUUCCGAAGUGGAGGGAGUAGACAGUUCUAUGGUAAACUCGGAGAGGUUCUCGAGGAGUCUAAAGAGACGAUUGCACAAACAAGUAAAACAAGCACACCAGUACUGGAUACUGACACAAUGGCUAUCAAGUUUGGAAUCCAUUCAAUCGAAGAAGCGGCCAACUCAAAGCACGUAAAGGGGGAUGCAGUCAUGGUCGAGGCAUUUGCAGACCUGAGAGCACUCAUGUCUCGUGCUGAAGAAGUUAUAAAGCUAGUCGAAGCCUAUGGUAACAGCGAUCUCGCAAUAUCGCUUGGUAUUGGAACCAGCAUCUCUCGGGAGACCGCGAGCGGAAAGAAGACAUUUUACCAUCAGCUUGCUCGAGAAUUGACAGACUUUUUUGAUUCGUCUAAAAUUCUUUCAAAAGAGGGCGGUGCAAUGACACUCCAUGAUGUAUAUGCUGUUUAUAACCGAUCUCGCGGGAUUGAGCUGGUGUCACCGCACGAUCUAAGGACGGCGGUAGAGCUGGCUGACGAUCUGGGCCUUCCCAUUCGACUGCGAAAGCUACACAGCGGGGUGUUCAUUGUUGAGGAGAAGCUAUACAUUCCAACCCACGAACGCCUUGUCCAGUGGAUGUCACGUCUGGAACCGUGGCAAGCCGACACUGGUGUGUCGGCCCAGGAUGUGAGCAAUCAUUUUGGAUGGAGUAUUUAUAUUGCUACAGAGGAGCUGGAAAGUGCUGAUUUGAAAGGCCACCUAUGCCGGGACGAGCAGCCCCAAGCAGUGCGGUAUUUUGUAAACCAAAUCUGUGUGCCGGUCUAG